AUGGCGUCACGAAUGGCGAGUCUCGUCUCCUUCACUCUCAUAACAUCAUCAAUCCACCAUGUUGCUUUUGCCGAACGACUGUCGAACUAUGUCGACCCUCUCAUUGGUACUGUGGGAUCAAUUCCAGGAUCCGCCAUUGCAGGCGGGAACUCUUUCCCAGGUGCGAGUCUUCCGUGGAGUAUGGCCAAACCCGGGAUCGAUACAUCUUACCUCGGAUUACCAAACGGGAGCGCUGUGGACUGCAAUGCAGGCUAUUCACCCCUCGGGAAUGUUACUGCUGUCUCAAUGACACAUGUCUCUGGAUCCGGUGGCGUUCCCACCUAUGGUCUGAUAUCCCAGAUGCCGAUUCUGGGCGACUUGAGUCUUGUUAAUCUGGGAGACAACACUACUUACUGGCAGAACAGAUCAAUGCAGUUGGAGAAGGCGAGUGUUGGAUUGUUCACUACGACCCUCUUGAAUGGCGUUGGAAUUGAGAUAACAGGUUCCAAACAUUCUGGUCUCAUGAGAUAUCGAACCAGCCCUACUUCAAGAUCCGACAAUGCCAGUUUCUCGGAUUCGGGGAAUGAUUACGCUGCCGAAGUCCCAUCGUCUGAAGAUCUCCAUGUUCUGGUAGACCUCACGCAUGCUCUCCCGGGCUACGGCAACCAAGCAUACUCCCAGAAGUUCUUACACGGCACUCUCCACAUUGAUAGUUCUCCAAACGGACAGCCUUCAUACCACGGGUCGGCGACAUACAAAGGUGGAUGGAGCCAGCCCGAAUCUCACACACUGUACUUUUGUGGCAACUUCUCCGUCCCGGUCUCUUCCAACCUCGCGCCAACAUCUUCGUACGUGACGCAGAACACCGACAAUGGUGUGGUAGGAGCCGGAACCUUCAGCUGGCCGUAUGACCCUGUGCUUCCUCCUGCUUUCACUGCUCGUCCUGUGCCAAGGUCUUUCCCAACCGUCCAGGCCUACGCAGGAAGCGGAAUGGGAAUUGGAGCACUCUUCAGCUGGACGCCUUCUGGAAACAACGCAACAGCCGAAAGAAUUGUUGAGUCUCGAGUCGGUAUUUCUUACAUCAGUGCCAUUCAAGCAUGUCAGAGCGUGGAAAAUGAGCUACCAUUAUCUCUGACUUUUGACGACGUGGUUGAACAGGCCCGCAAAGAAUGGGAAGAUGAGAUUUUGAGCAAGAUUGAGGUGCUAGACGAUGGAUCCGACACCAGCCAGAACACUACUUUGAAGAGAAUGUUGUACACUGCACUAUAUCAGACUGGUUUAAUGCCAACUGACAAAACAAAUGAGAAUCCAUACUGGACGACCGAUGAGAAACACCCGUACUACGACGAUCACUACACUAUCUGGGAUACUUACAGGUCUCUCCUACCGCUCUACCACCUACUCUACACGGAGACAUAUUCGCGGGUGAUCAAAGGCCUCAUCUCCAUCUUCACACACGACGGAUACCUCCCCGCGGGCCGCAUCGCCAAUUGGAACGACGCAGAUGAUCUCCCGAGUCGAAAUGUGGAUACCGCAGCCUUUGACGGAGCCACGAAAGAAGGUCGAGGUGCUCUGGAUGAUUAUCUCCGUCUAGGCUACAUCACUCGUAACCACACUCGGAGUAUUUCUCGCGGGGUGGAGUACUCGCAGAAUGAUCAUGCGAUUUACAGCAUGGCGAAGUCCCUCCCCCACGCCUCUGCGGUUGAUGUGGAGAGAUUCCUGCAACGGUCUAGCUGGUGGCAGAAUCAAUGGAGUGCAGAAGCUAAUACUUCCCUCUUCGUCCCCUCGAUCUCAAACACAUCCAACACGACAUUCUCGGGUUUUCCGGCCGCGAGAAAUAGUGAUGGGCAAUGGAAUUUCACUGCUUAUGAUCCUCUGAGCUGCGGCGGGUGUGGCUGGGCCGAUGAUAUCUACGAGGCGAAAGUCUGGGAGACGGCGUUUGGUGUUGCUCCACAUGACAUGGCCAAGGUCAUUGAACUGAUGGGUGGAGAUGAGAAGUUUAUUCAGAGACUCGACGUUAGUUUCUUGCCAGGUUAUGGUACGAGUGUCGGCGCGAACAAUGAUGCCGGCAGUGCCUUGUUCAAUCCCGGUAAUGAGCCAUCCUUUACCACACCUUUUCUGUACAACUACAUCCCAAAGCACCACUGGAAGACGGCCAAUCAAACGCGAGCGACCGUAGAUACAUUCUACUCUGAUGCACGUAACGGCUAUCCAGGAAACAUCGACGGCGGUGCUCUUCCCAGCUGGCUGGUUUUCAACCUCAUCGGUCUAUACCCGGUAGCAUCGCAACCGAUCUAUCUGCUUGGAGCGCCGCGUUUCUCAUCCCUGCGCAUCAAAUUGUUCUCGGGCACUGCGGUUGAGAAGUCUUUGUAUAUAUCGGCACCAGGGCUCUCGGAGACAAGCUACUAUCCUCAAUCUGUGAGCUUUAAUGGAAAGCAGCUGGAUCGAAGCUGGCUCAGUCAUGAGGAGCUGAGUAGUGGUGGAAGCUUGGUAUUUGAAAUGGGUCCAGAUCCCGCGGAAUGGGAUGUUGGUCAGCGGCCACCAUCUUUGUCUGCGUGGUAG
Molecule: messenger RNA, 2541 nt
Organism: Ramularia collo-cygni
Lineage: Eukaryota; Fungi; Ascomycota; Dothideomycetes; Mycosphaerellales; Mycosphaerellaceae
Exons: 3
Coding region: 1-2541 (846 amino acids)
Biological process (GO): glycoprotein catabolic process; protein deglycosylation; carbohydrate metabolic process
Cellular component (GO): cytosol; nucleus
Molecular function (GO): carbohydrate binding; peptide-N4-(N-acetyl-beta-glucosaminyl)asparagine amidase activity
Source: RefSeq, a predicted model, not a curated record